AUGUCGACCCCCAUCUCGACUACGAGUACCUCGGAUCCCACCCUGACUCUCGAGUCUUUCCCUUCGCAUUUUACCACAUUUCUACUCACCUACACAACCCCCUUCGAUCUCAUUCUUGCAACUAUUUUUCUGUGUUUUUCGCUGUACAAAUUUGGCGCGCACCGGCAGAACUUUCUCGCCACAGCCACCCUGAUCGCCGCGUACCUGGGUCGGAAAGCGAUCUUACCCGCAACGAACCUGGACGGAUGGGAUCCCGGAAAUGAUACCGUCGGGCCGGGCAUCUACGGGGGGAAGGUGCUGUAUGACGAGAAGAACAACAUUGUUUACGGGAAGCAGUACCAAAACCACAACCCCUUCGUCGACGGACCGGUUUACGAGGGCAAAGGGGCGGGCUAUUCCUUUAUGAACUCCCUGUUGCGUGCGUUUGAUGUGGAUGGCUUGGAAACCGCACUGGAGAGAGACCCAGGCCUGUCUUUGGAAAUCUCCACCGGCGGCGCGACGCCGCUACACUUCGCCGGCAUGAUCCGGAUACCAAACAAUAACGCCGCGAAAAACGCAACGGGCAAAGGACCGCGGGGUUCUGACGGCAGCAGGAGCGUCGGUGAGACAAUUCCCAGCAGCGAGAACGCGUUUUAUGAAGAGAAGAUGCGGAAAAUGGUGAAAAGCUUGCUGCAAGCGUGCCUUCUUCACAUUACAGAAGAACAGAACAAACAAAAAUCUGCUAGUAAGGCAAGAGGAGGCGGAACAUCUUCCACUACUGUAUCCUUAUCUCCAGUGGACGCCUGCAUCAACAAAAACAUCGACCUAUGGGGCUACACGCCGCUGCACCGCGCGGCUGGGAACGAGGCAGUGGCAGUUUUGCAGGAGCUAGUUGCCUAUGAAUGGCAAAAAUGUCCGGGUCUGGGAGGUUUGGAAACUUGGCAUGCUAUCAUGUCGAUGGCGUCCUGCCUUCAAUACACACCAGCACAUGCGCACAACAAGUGUUUGUGCUGCCAUGCGGUGCAGGGAAUUUUCAUUUUGCAUGAGAGAUUGCUGCUUUGCAUUACAAAAAAGCUGAGAGGCCUUUGCGCAACAUGCGUGACAGAAUGGACGCAUUUGCCUGCCGAGCAUUACAAGUUUUCACUUUUCCAGACCAAGACAUGUGUGCAUGGCAUAUCGCUGUCGAAAGUGUUGAUUUGAACGUCAUGUCGACUGGCGUCUACAACCUGUACGGCGGUCCAGAAACACCUUUGGAGACUGCAAGAAGAGAAAGCGCGGUAGUCGCAACGAGAUUUUUGGAAGAGAUUAUGGAGAAAACGGAAGGGGAAAGUUCGAAAGCGACUCCUACAGACGCGAAUAGAUGA
This is a messenger RNA of Amoebophrya sp. A120, 1343 nucleotides long. NCBI's taxonomy places the organism in Eukaryota, Dinophyceae, Syndiniales, Amoebophryaceae. The record is from the annotation of a GenBank genome assembly.